AUGUUCAACAAGCCCUGCGCCGAUGUGCAGCUCCUGACAGACUCGCAACGAAGCUAUGGCAUUCAUGACCGGAUUGAAGGUACAAUUUCGUUCACUCCCCAGCAGUUACUUGCUCCGGAUCAAUUGAACUUGUCAUUCAAAGGCACAACCACCGUAUCCAUGGACACCAACGAAACCAACAUCCCUCUACCUCCAUCAGCAGCAUCGCAGACCUUCCUCCGCAUGCAACAACCGUUAACUGAAUUACCGCAUUCGAAGCCCGCGAGUCUAGAAAUCGGGACAACGUACCUCUUACCAUUCGAUUUUAUUGUGCCGGCCGAAAUCCCCCAUAAUGUCUGUCGACAUUCGCAUCGUCACGAGCAGGUCCAUUGGGAACAUUGUCAACUUCCGUUAAGUAUGGGUCAACGGUCUAUCCGGCAGCUUAAGGACUCAAUAGUGGAUGAUAUGGCACCAGAGGGUAUCGAUAUCACGUAUUCAAUAUGUCUUCGGGUGUUCGAGAGCUGUCGCAAGACUGGUAUUAUCAGAACAAUCGCAGAAUGGAGGCAUCCAGUACAUAUCCGCUCAUCGCGAAAAGAACGGCCACCGCUACUUAUCCCAUGGGAAAGUCGAUAUUACUGUUUGAGUAAAGAGAAGAAGGUUAUUGGGGGAUGGUGUCCACGGGAAUUAGGGACAUUAUCCGUCAAAACAGCACAGCCGGCUGCCGUUCAGUCACAUCGACAAUUCGGUCUUCUGACUACAACCAUUACAGCAAACCUGCAAUAUACUACCUCGGCACGAUCACCACCGCCAGAAUUACAGUCAACCCAUCCUCAACUCAAUAUCCUCACCUUUUCUUCCCUGGAACCAUGGCCCGAUUUCCCGGAUUUGAUAGAUUCGUCGAUGUAUCCGUACCAUAAUAGAUUGAACAUGCGGAUGAUGCCUUUGCAGCCAUGUCAAUUGGGUGCAUUAGAAUGGCAGACGUCCAUUUCGGAGAAGGAUCUCAGACAAGAGUCGACAACCUAUACGGCAUCUGUGCAAGUCUCUGUUAUUUUGCCGGACAAGACGGCGUAUAUCCCGACAUUCCUCUCAUGUCUUGUUGCGCGAAUAUACUCGAUGAAGCUAUCGUUUUUGUAUCGUGUCGAGGGUCAAUGGGGCAAGACGUCCAAGAUUACAGUGACAGUACCGGUGCAGAUAUGUUGAUAGAAUACAAUCCAUUUCUAGACAAAUAGAGGCGUAUCAUCCACUGGUAGCUAAAUUAGGGUAAUGCAAUAAUUGACAAAGAUUUUCGAACAAGGCUGUGUUAUGUGACUCCUUGGGCGAUUUUCCAACAGCCAGCAACGGAAGCGUUGACGAAAAAGCCCGUCUCCUAGAAUCAACAAUAAGGCUUAUGCUAAUGUUGGACUCCUAUUUAAGACUCGCGCAGUCUACCCAGCCUACACUGUGGCAUACGGAUCUCCACAUGUGAAAUAUUUAAGUGGUACCUAACG
Messenger RNA from Aspergillus glaucus CBS 516.65, 1466 nucleotides. RefSeq lists its product as uncharacterized. The record is from RefSeq and is a predicted model, not a curated record. NCBI's taxonomy places the organism in Eukaryota, Fungi, Ascomycota, Eurotiomycetes, Eurotiales, Aspergillaceae. The coding region runs from base 1 to 1179 and encodes 392 amino acids. The transcript has 2 exons.